AUGGAAUACGAGGAAGAGAUGCAAAGAGAAAGCAAAAAUUUUUUAGCAAAAUCUCCAUACGAGGUUCAUCGUUCUUAUCUUCUUGACCAAAUUCUCACUGCCCUUCUUAACCCCUUUAAAAAGAGUUUGAGCAGAAAAUUUGAGGAUAAGAAUAAUGAUGAACUACUGAUUGCCUAUUGCGUUGCUAAUUUCAAAAAGUCACCAUUCAGUAGUGCUCAAGUAUCGGGUGACUUUCAUACAUUGCCGAACAAUGUCAAGAUCUACAUCCUUAAUCACAUGCUCUAUUGUCAUUGCUAUCAAAAAGAUUUUGUUGAUGAUACCCUUUCGCCUAUGAAAAUGCGCGUUAAAAUGAUUGGGCCUGUCUCGGAAGGCGAAAACAACUUGGUACUAAAUAGCUUUGACAAUGAAUCCUGGACCGAUUGCUAUAUGGAAGUUCUCAAUGGAACUUACUACGAAUGUUUGGCGGAUUCCAAAGAAUCAUGGGUCGCUUUUAUGGAAAUGCUCAAUUCUAGUGAUGAUCAGAAUGACAAGUUGGUGUACCGUGAAUUGAAGAAUAUCUACAAAACGAUCCCUAAUAGUCUGAAAACGCUCAACAACGCAUAUACUGCUCAAAAAGCAGAUCGCGCGAUCCCCAAACGCAGAACGAACGCUGUUAAAAAUAAAUCGGAACUGGAAUCUUUGUCUAAGCAUCGCACUGCUUUCAACAGUACCAACGGAAACAGCUCUCGGAGCAGGUUCAACGAAGAUCGCGAGAAACUUGCUGCAAAAAUUCCCAUAAUAGAUAGAGGAAUUGCUGAGGCAUGUGCUGAGAAACCUUAA
Molecule: messenger RNA, 819 nt
Organism: Caenorhabditis bovis
Lineage: Eukaryota; Metazoa; Nematoda; Chromadorea; Rhabditida; Rhabditidae
Source: the annotation of a GenBank genome assembly